GCUCAAAGAUAUGUGUUCUUAUGUGUGAGCCCAUAAAUGAAGCCCAACAAGUUCCUUUUGCCGUGGCAGAGGACUGGUUCGCUUUUCUUCCUCAGUAUACCGUAAAGAGUUCUCACUCAGAAGUUUAUCCCACUCCCAGACAAGAUGGGUAGCCGUUCUCACCCUGGAGUCGUCAAGUACGGCAGCUACAAAUAUGACGACGGAUCCCAGUACGUUGGGGACUGGAAUGACAAAGGUCAGAAGCAUGGCAUGGGGCACUUCGUCUUGCCCGACGGGACGCGGUACGACGGAGGCUUCGAGAGUGGCCUCUUCAACGGACUCGGAGUCAUUGUCUUUCCUGACGGCGCCAGGUACGAAGGUGAAUUCAUGCAGGGUUGGUUUCACGGGCACGGCAUCUUCUGGCGCAAUGACAACAUGAGAUUCGAGGGGGAAUUCCGGGGAGGCCGCAUCUGGGGGCACGGACUGGUGACUUACGCCGAUGGCUCCAACGGGUUUCCCCGAAACGAAGGUUUCUUCCAGGACUGCCGAUUCAUGAGGAAGACCAAAUGUCCUCAGGUCAUCCAGAGAGCGCAGAAAGUCUCGCACAUCGCUCGUGCUCAGAUGGAUAACAACUAAAUUCAUCUCGGAAUGGCUGCUUUGGUCUUUCUUUGUAGUUACUUAACUAGACUGUGCUAUCGGUAGGCUGAGAUUAUCUUAAGCCUAUGAAAAGUACCCACAGAACUCAUGCCUCAGAUUGUGUGAACCGCAUUCUUUAUUCAGCCCAGAACACUGCACGAGGACGUACAAAGAUGCCACACAUUGUUCUUUGAAUGGUAUAAUUCCGAAAUUAAUUUAGAAGCACUUGCUAAAUACUUGUAUUCACGACACUUACUUCUCCAGCUAUCUUAGGUAAGAUAAGAUAUAAACUAUUUAAGUAUGAAAACAGAGGUAUUGGAAUGACCAAAAAGAUAUUUCCGACGAACAAGGCGACUCUUCUGGUAAAUGAAGACGUCAAGAUUGUUCAAACAAAUUCGUCACAACAGCUUUGCAAACUGACUCUAAAUACUUACUUAUCUGUACAUAGACCAUUUCAUUCAUGAAUCUGACACACUGUAAUGACUUUACGGGCUUAAGAAGCUGGAAAUCCAUGUAAAAUAAACAGAAAAGGAACAACA
Molecule: messenger RNA, 1154 nt
Organism: Macrobrachium nipponense
Lineage: Eukaryota; Metazoa; Arthropoda; Malacostraca; Decapoda; Palaemonidae
Gene: rtp
Product: MORN repeat-containing protein 4 homolog
Exons: 4
Coding region: 145-615 (156 amino acids)
Biological process (GO): response to axon injury
Cellular component (GO): cell projection
Source: RefSeq, a predicted model, not a curated record